AUGGAAGGGGAAAGGGUUCAACCUCUGGAUGAGAAUCUGGAAAAUGGAUCAAGGCCAAGGUUCAAGUGGAAGAAGCUAUCAAUGGUGGUCUCUGGGAUUCAGGGAGUGGGGCUACUCCUGUGCCUGGUCUACAUCUGCCUGCACCUCUAUCCUUCUCCGGUGAAGUAUCCUCCAAUCCAAAGUCUCAGAGCACAAGUUACCAGAUGUGAGAAUGGGAGACUAUUCAUCAACCUACCCAAGAAUGAGUAUCAAACCAUGGAAGUGAAGAACAACUCAAUUGCCAUCACCUGUGAUGGGCUUUAUCUCAUCUACAUGAAGGGCUCCUUUUUCCAGGAGGUCAAGAUCAACCUUCAUUUCCGUAAGGGUCGAAGUCCCAUCUCUAUGCCCAUGAUGAACAAUGGUCAAAGGGUUGACUUCACUGUGGUAGCUUCUUUGGCCUUCAAAGAUAUAGUUUACUUGACUGUAAAUGCUCCUGACACUUCCUGUGAAGACCUCCAGAUAAAUGACGGGGAAUUGAUUGUUGUCCACCUAACUCCUGGUCGAUUCUGUGCCCACUGA
Onychomys torridus (southern grasshopper mouse) is the source of this 558-nucleotide messenger RNA. It is a transcript of the gene Tnfsf4, whose product is annotated as TNF superfamily member 4. The transcript is spliced from 3 exons. The coding region runs from base 1 to 558 and encodes 185 amino acids. Gene Ontology annotation, cellular component: membrane. The record is from RefSeq and is a predicted model, not a curated record. NCBI's taxonomy places the organism in Eukaryota, Metazoa, Chordata, Mammalia, Rodentia, Cricetidae. Gene Ontology annotation, molecular function: tumor necrosis factor receptor binding; cytokine activity. Gene Ontology annotation, biological process: immune response.